UGGCUUUUCCCCCGCUGGAUCUCUGGAGUCUGUGACCCCACCCGCUCCUGCAACCCACACCCCCGCCUCCAUCACCACCGCCACCCUCUCCACGGACCUCACAUCGUAUGCAUCUCUGCGACGGGCAGUUCUCUCGGAGAGACGGAGGGAGCUGAGGAGGGGGAGUCCUGCACGGAGCCAUUUUCUCAGAGGAGCCCCUGGAACGUGCAUGGGAAGAGGAUGCAUUGUGGGCUACUGGAAGAGCCUGACAUGGAUUCCACAGAGAGCUGGAUUGAAAGAUGUCUGAACGAAAGCGAGAGCAAGCGCUUCUCCAGCCACUCUUCUAUUGGAAAUAUUUCCAACGACGAAAACGAAGAGAAGGAAAAUAACCGAGCAUCUAAGCCACAUUCAACACCUGCUACAUUACAAUGGUUGGAGGAAAACUACGAGAUCGCAGAGGGUGUGUGUAUUCCUCGCAGUGCCCUGUAUAUGCACUACCUGGACUUCUGCGAAAAGUUGGACUCGCAGCCAGUCAAUGCGGCAAGCUUUGGAAAGAUAAUAAGGCAACAGUUUCCUCAGUUGACCACGCGGAGAUUAGGAACUAGAGGCCAAUCAAAGUAUCAUUACUAUGGCAUUGCAGUGAAGGAGAGCUCCCAGUACUACGAUGUGAUGUACUCUAAAAAGGGCGCUGCAUGGGUGAACGAGACGGGCAAGAAAGAGGUCACCAAACAGACAGUAGCGUAUUCACCGCGCUCCAAGCUGGGCACUCUCCUGCCAGACUUUCCAAAUGUCAAAGACCUAAAUCUGCCCGCCAGUCUGCCAGAGGAGAAGGUCUCGACCUUUAUUAUGAUGUACAGAACUCACUGCCAGAGGAUACUAGAUACUGUCAUACGCGCCAACUUCGAUGAGGUUCAGAGCUUCCUGUUGCACUUUUGGCAGGGCAUGCCACCCCACAUGCUCCCUGUCCUGGGCUCUUCUACUGUGGUCAACAUAGUGGGUGUGUGUGACUCCAUAUUGUACAAGGCCAUCUCAGGCGUCCUCAUGCCCACCGUCCUACAAGCCCUUCCUGACAGCCUCACUCAGGUGAUCAGGAAGUUUGCCAAGCAGCUGGAUGAGUGGCUGAAGGUGGCUUUACAUGACCUGCCCGAAAACCUGCGCAACAUAAAGUUUGAAUUGUCAAGAAGAUUUUCUCAGAUACUCAAACGACAAACAUCAUUAAACCACCUCUGUCAGGCCUCUCGAACAGUGAUCCACAGUGCGGACAUCACCUUUCAGAUGCUCGAGGACUGGAGGAACGUCGACCUCAACAGCAUCACUAAACAAACUCUUUAUACUAUGGAAGACUCCAGAGAAGACCAGAGGAGACUCAUUAUCCAAUUGUAUCAAGAAUUUGACAGACUGCUAGAGGACCAAUCUCCAAUUGAAGCCUACAUCGAGUGGCUGGACUCCAUGGUGGAGAGAUGUGUUGUGAGGGUGGCAGGGAAGAGACCCGGAUCUCUGAAGAGGGUAGCUCAGCAGUUCCUGCUCAUGUGGUCGUGUUUUGGGACAAGAGUUAUCCGGGAUAUGACACUGCAUAGCGCACCGAGCUUUGGCUCAUUCCAUCUGAUUCACCUCAUGUUUGAUGACUAUGUACUUUACCUGCUUGAAUCUCUGCACUGCCAAGAGAGAGCCAAUGAACUGAUGAGGGCGAUGAAAGGAGAGGGCGCACCAGCAGAUACUGGAGAAGAGCUGAUGCUGAUGGGCUCCACACCAACAUCUACAUCACCUGGACCAUACUCUCCUGCCAAAUCUGUUCACUCGGUGGGCGUACCCGCUGUAGGGUCCCCCAAUUCAGCCCAGUCUCCGGAGUACACCAGCAUAUCAACCACAACAGGAGCUGUUCAGUCAUAUACCUGGUCCCUUACAUACACAGUGACAACUUCAGGCGGCAGCCCAACCGAGCCCGGAUCCCAGCUGUCCUGCAUGAGAGGCGGACCUGCGCUACAUGGAUCAUCCUCCGCACACCGGAUGCCAGUUUACCCACAUCGGGAUGAGCAUGGGUAUACUGGCAGCUAUAAUUACAGCAGCUACGCAAACCAGCACCAUCAUGCCAUUCAGAGUCAGUACUCCAGUUUAACCCAUGAAGCAGGGCUACCCACUCCUCUGCAUUAUUCCUCAUACCACCGCACAUCCGCACAGUAUCCGCUCAACAGUCAGAUGUCCAGAAUGGAGUCGUGUCUGAUGAGCGGCUCUCCUCUCCUACACUCCAGUCCUGUGACCCCUCGAUGGCCGGAUGUGCCCUCUGCCAACAGCUGUUAUUCCAGUCCCACUGUCCACGCGUCCCGAUACUCCACCGGAGACAUGUACUCGCCCCUAGCCCCACGCAGGAACUCUGAAUACGAGCACGCUCAACACUUUCCAGGAUUCGCCUAUAUUAACGGGGAGGCCACGACCGGAUGGGCAAAAUGAUAAACCAGCGGUGGUCCAUAUUUAACACAAUUACAGAGAAUGUAUAUGAGAAUGGCAACAGUGUUUUUAUUGGUGUGGUCAGUGUUUACAGUGCAAAGCUGCCAAUGAAAGUUGAAUCGCAAUCAUUGUGAGAGAAAAUGGGACAUUCUGAAAAACGAUUGAAUGUUUUAAGUUAUUUAUGAAGUCCAAAUUAGGUAUACUUUUAAUUAAAAAUACAUUCUAUGCACAGAUUAACACAGAACGAACAGAACAUGUUAAACUGCAUGUUAAACUCCCAUAUUAGAAAGGAAAUGCUUAAUUUGGCUUAA
This is a messenger RNA of Danio aesculapii, 2735 nucleotides long. It is a transcript of the gene rfx4, whose product is annotated as regulatory factor X, 4. Lineage: Eukaryota; Metazoa; Chordata; Actinopteri; Cypriniformes; Danionidae. The transcript is spliced from 18 exons. The record is from RefSeq and is a predicted model, not a curated record. The coding region runs from base 220 to 2427 and encodes 735 amino acids. Gene Ontology annotation, biological process: regulation of transcription by RNA polymerase II. Gene Ontology annotation, molecular function: RNA polymerase II cis-regulatory region sequence-specific DNA binding; DNA-binding transcription factor activity, RNA polymerase II-specific.